GACUCUGCGGCCACCUUUUCACCAAUUCCUCUUCAUCCCCUUCCUUCCUUCUGUGCAUAUGCAUGAGCUGAGGACUUGGGACGCCGGGUCCAAAAGUUCACACGCAAACACAGAAAACAGAGCAUGCAUCAACCAAACCCCACUACACUCUCACUCACACAGAGCACGCCCUUUGGCUCCCAACUCCAAUGUUUCGAUACUUUAGGAUACCAAGAGGGGAUCUAAUUCAUUCUUGACUAUGCUCUGACUCCACUCACUCCCGUAUCUUCUCCCUCCUUCUUCAACCUUUAACGCAGUUUUGGUGAACCACCAUCUCAACCAAUCCAAGGGAGUGAGGAGCAGAACCACCGUCGCCACCCAAAACCCUGCUUCUUAUGCCCUCUCCACCCCCCAUGCUACGACAUGCCAUUGCCAUCGCACCGCCACCACCGCCUUGCUGCAUCCAUGGCCGCCGCAGCUCGCCGCCCUCUGCUUCUCCCCGUCACAUGGCUGCUACUGCUGCUGCUGCUGCUGGGCGUCCACGCGUCGUCGCAGCUCGCCGUCGCGCUUGACCAGGACGGCGUGCUGCUCCUCUCCUUCAAGUCCUCCCUCCUCGCCGACCCUCUCGGCUCCCUCUCCGGCUGGGGCUACGCCGACGCCACGCCCUGCGGCUGGAACGGCAUCCUCUGCAUGGCCUUCCCCGCCACGUCGUCGUCGGACCAGAUGAGGGUCGUCAGCGUCAUCCUGCCCAAUGAGCAGCUCGUCGGCCCCAUCUCGCCGGAGCUGGGCCGGAUCGAGCACCUCCGCCACCUCGAUCUCUCCGGCAACGCGCUCAACGGCACCCUCCCCGUCGACCUGUUCCGCGCGCCGGAGCUCCGCAUCCUCUCGCUCGCUAGCAACGGCAUCACGGGGCCGCUGCCGGAGCAGGUCGGCCAGCUGCGCAGCCUCCGCGCCCUCAACCUCGCCGGCAACGCGCUCUCUGGCGCCAUACCGGGGAACCUCACCCUGCUCAAGAACCUCACCGCCGUCUCCCUCGCCAGCAACUACUUCUCCGGCGCGCUCCCCGGAGGUGGGUUUCCGGCGCUGCAGGUGCUCGACGUCAGCUCCAACAUGCUCAACGGCACGCUCCCGGCAGACUUCGGAGGCGCCGCGCUGCGGUAUGUCAACCUCUCCUCCAAUCGGCUCGCCGGGGCCAUACCGCCGGGAAUGGCGUCGCACCUGCCGGCCAACGUCACCAUCGACCUGUCCUACAACAAGCUCACCGGCGCGAUCCCGGUGGUGGCGCCGUUCGUGGCUCAGAGGGCGACGGCGUUCGCGGGCAACGACGAGCUGUGCGGGAGGCCGCUCGACAGCCUCUGCUCCGAUGCUUCCACCUCCGCCGUGGAUCCCCCGAAGGGGACGGCAAAGUCGCCCCCGGCCCUUGCGGCGAUACCCAACAACCCGAACGAGACGAUGCCCGGCAGUGGAGCGCCGUCAUCAGGAGGAGGACAAGGCAGCAGGCUGAAGCUGGCCACCAUUAUAGCCAUUGCCGCCGGCGACGUGGCCGGCAUCGCCAUCCUGUUCGCGGUGUUCUUCUACGUGUACCAGGUGAGGAAAAGAAAGCAGCGGCAGGAGGUGGCGAAGCAGAGGAUGGGAGCGGCGGUGUUCAAGAAGCCGGAACCGUCGGACGAGUCGCCGGACGUCGCCGGCCGGAGCCUGUCGUGCUGUCCCGGGAAGAAGGCAGGCGACGACAGCGACGACACGGAAGAGGAUGUGACGGACACGUCGGCCUCCUUCGUUGCCAAGGAGGAGAAUCACAAGGCAGGCGAGGGAGCGGCGGCGGCCAAGAAGGCGAAAGAGAGGUCGGUGCUGGUGACGGUGGACGGCGAGGUGGAGCUGGAGCUGGAGACGCUGCUCAAGGCGUCGGCCUACAUCCUGGGCGCGGCGGGCGACAGCAUCGUGUACAAGGCGGUGCUGGCCGACGGCGCGGCGCUGGCGGUGCGCAGGAUCGGCAGCGACGACGCCGGCGUGAGGCGGUUCAGCGAGUUCGACGCCCAGAUGCGCGCCAUCGCCAAGCUCCGUCACGGCAACAUCCUGCGCCUCCGCGGCUUCUACUGGGGCCCCGACGAGAUGCUCCUCAUCCACGACCUGGCCGCCAAUGGCAGCCUCGCAAACGCCUCCGUGAAAAGGAAGCCGGGGACGCCGCCGAUGAACCUCGGGUGGAGCGCGCGGCUGCGCAUCGCGCGCGGCGUGGCGAGAGGCCUGGCCUACCUCCACGACAAGAAGUGCGUGCACGGCAACGUGAGGCCCAGCAACAUCCUCCUGGACGCGGACGUGGAGCCGCUGCUGGCCGACCUGGGCAUCCACCGGCUGGUCCGCGGCGCCGGGGACAGCAGGCUGAAGCCGGCGGGGCGGUUCGGGAGCAAGCGGUCCGCCAAGAGCCUGCCGGACCUGUCGCCGCCACCACCCGGAGCAGGAGGGGCGAGCCCGCUGGCCGGCGCCGGGCCUUCCUCCUCCGCCGAGGCAGCCGCGCACUACCAGGCGCCGGAGGCGGCCAAGAACCCGACGAAGCCGAGCGCCAAGUGGGACGUGUACUCGUUCGGCAUGGUGCUGCUCGAACUGGUGGCCGGGCGCGCGCUGACGAGCGUGGAGCUCUGCCAGUGGGCGGCGGGGGAGGGCGAGGGACAGCAGGCGUUCCUGCUGGCCGACGCGGCGCUGCGGGGGGAGAUGGAGGGCAGGGAGGAGACGCUGGCGAGCUGCCUGAGGCUGGGGUUCGCGUGCUGCGCCGCGGCGCCCGGCAAGAGGCCCGCCAUGAAGGACGUGCUCCAGGCGAUCGACAGGAUCCCGUCUCCUUCCUCCAACUCCUCCUUCUCCGCGCAGUGACAGUGACGACGUCGAUUGUUCCGAUCGUUCCUUCCUUCCUCUCCUCCAUUGGCAAUGGCAUGUUCUGCUUGUUGAUUUCUUCUCUGGUGCUCGUGGUUCCCUUGUGUUGUACACCAUGAUUUUUGUCCCGUCCAGUUUCUGAAAGGAAUUGGUGCGUGCUCGCUCGUGCA
Messenger RNA from Triticum dicoccoides, 3011 nucleotides. Its product is annotated as probable LRR receptor-like serine/threonine-protein kinase At4g37250. The record is from RefSeq and is a predicted model, not a curated record. Gene Ontology annotation, molecular function: protein binding; ATP binding; protein kinase activity. NCBI's taxonomy places the organism in Eukaryota, Viridiplantae, Streptophyta, Magnoliopsida, Poales, Poaceae. Gene Ontology annotation, biological process: protein phosphorylation. The transcript is spliced from 2 exons. Bases 403 to 2841 code for a protein of 812 amino acids.